UGUUCCGCUAGGCAGCUACACCACGUGAAGUCGGGAAACUUGCUGUUAGAGUUUCACGUGUCUUGAACGUUAAAAGGUGUUUUGGUACUGUUAAGAGAUAAAAUAACUUUCCGUUAAAAUGGUAAGUAACAAAAAGUCAAGGGGACGGCAGAAGUUUCAGUACCAUGUCGACAAAAAAAAGGUUGCAAAGAAAGCCAGGAAGCUCCCAAACAUCACUUGUUCGGCUAUAAAAGACAAUUGGAGGACUAAUCUUUCAGCCAGCCAAAAUUUAAAAGUUAUGGGGCUGGUAUAUGAUUCAAACAAAUCACUUCCCGUCAGCUCUAACACACCUAGGAAUCCUGAAAAUCCAGAACCAACUGCUGUGGUUACUGAACUUGAAAAACAAUCCAAUGCUCCAAGAACAGGAACUAUGAGAAUGCCAAAAGAAAAGGUUAAAUGGAUUGAGUAUCUUCUUGAAAAGCACGGGGAAGAUUAUGAGGCAAUGGCCAGGGACAAAAAUAACCACUAUCAAGAGACUGCAGCCCAGAUAAGACAAAAAAUCAAACAGUUCAAGAAAAGACCUGCAUAUUUGGUAAAAUUCAUGAGAGCUUGUGGGAAGCUCCCAACUUCAACAGAGACUGUGACAGAAUGAGCAAACAUGGUUUCCCCGUGUCGUCAUGGUUUGAGAGUCGGAUAGCGUUUCCUGAGCAAUUGCUUAAGUAUUAUGAUUUGACAUUAUUUCAUCUAGAAAUCUAGUGUGCUCCAUGCGCGUAAUCGUAAUAGUCCGAAAGAGUUAACAGAUAUGAAAUACUGAGAUAUCAUAAGCUAA
Messenger RNA from Daphnia magna, 808 nucleotides. RefSeq names its product nucleolar protein 16. The coding region runs from base 119 to 631 and encodes 170 amino acids. NCBI's taxonomy places the organism in Eukaryota, Metazoa, Arthropoda, Branchiopoda, Diplostraca, Daphniidae. Gene Ontology annotation, cellular component: nucleolus. The record is from RefSeq and is a predicted model, not a curated record. The transcript has 5 exons. Gene Ontology annotation, biological process: ribosomal large subunit biogenesis.